Messenger RNA from Caenorhabditis elegans, 696 nucleotides. RefSeq names its product C-type lectin domain-containing protein (gene clec-132). NCBI's taxonomy places the organism in Eukaryota, Metazoa, Nematoda, Chromadorea, Rhabditida, Rhabditidae. The record is from RefSeq and is marked reviewed. The transcript is spliced from 3 exons. The coding region runs from base 4 to 654 and encodes 216 amino acids. Gene Ontology annotation, molecular function: carbohydrate binding.
AAUAUGUUGAGCAAAACUGCACCUCUUCUUCUUCUACUUCUAGCUUCUUGCGUGGCACUGUGCUCCGCAGAUUGCACAGUAGCCUACAAAUCAAUAUUGAAUGCUCAACUGACGGAAAGUUUGGCGAAUGGAUGUGAGCCUGGCUGGAAGUUUUUUAACCGGCCAUCCGGAGGAUGGUGCAUGAAGGUGAUCAAUGAGUAUAAGGGAGCAAAAGCUGAAGCAGAGAAGGAGUGUAAAGCCGUGGGAUCUACACUUUCUGGAAUUCAGAAUAAGGCAGAGGCUUCGUAUAUUCAAUCUGCUCUCCUCGCCCAACUUCCAGCUUCAGUGAACAGUGGCUCUCUAUGGGUUGGAAUUCAGAGAGUCAAAAAGUGCUUGGCACAAAAACUAUCAGCCACAUGCUCAGCCCGCACCGCCUUCCAAUACACUGAUGGAUCAGUGACCGGCACUGACGGAUUUGUCUUCCAGAAGGGGCAGCCAGAUAACAUGUACGGCAAACAGAACUGUGCGAUUUUCCUGGCCUCCAGGACACCUACUAUUGUGAGUGGAAGCUUUUUCGCUGGAACACUGGAUGAUACGGGUUGCGAGGGAAGGAUCAAGAAUGAGAAUCCACGUGUCAUGCGUGGAUACAUUUGUGGAAAGAAGGCUGCUAAAUGAUUAUCUUUCAUUUUGACUCGAAUAAAACAAUUUCAUUAUGAA